UCUGCUAUAGGAUUGGCUAUUAUAUUGUAGAUGGUUCAAUUAUUGCUAUCCGUUUUAGGCUAUCCGUUCAAUUAUUGUUGUUGAAUUCAGUUUUGCAAUUUGAGAGAUCAUGUCGGAUGGACGGAGAAAGACCUUCGAACUAUCAGAGAAACGCAACUAUUAAUUAUUUAUCCGUCCCCAACAGCUUCCUCGUGGAUCAGUUCAAGACACCUACAGCAUAGAGAGAUCGGAGAUAAGUAUCUAUGGCGGGGGAGGUAGCCGUAACGAUGGCAGUGCAAAUGCUGGGCGAACUUGCCAGCCAAAAGGUGUCAUUAAUGCUAGGCGUGGAGAAAAAGGUGAAAGAGCUGCGAGACGAGCUCGAGAAGAUGCAGAGUGUCCUUCGACGAGCUGCCGAUAGGCCGACGGACGAUGAGAGGGUACUCAAAUGGGUAUCCGACAUCAGAGACAUCGCCCACGACACCGAAGAUCUGAUCGAGUCUUUCUCCGUCAACGUCGUCGACGCCCCUCGGCGAAGACGAGGAGCGCUGCUGGGACGGUGUGCUUCGUUUCCGGUGAAAAUGUACCAAUUGUUCAUUCUGGGGCAUGAGAUUGAGUCUAUACAGAAAAGGCUCGAACGCAUGGACGACAUGCGUGCGAGGUAUCCAACCCCGAGCCUUGACGAGGCGAGUCCGGUCUCAUCCAAUGGCAUUGAGCUGAGGCGUCGUGUGUCACCGUGGCAUCAAGAUAAGCACGUGGUGGGCUUGGAGGGACAUGUCGAAACUAUACUAAAAAAAGCAAUUUUGGUGAAAAAGGGUGGGCUCUUUAUUAGCAGCAUUGUUGGUAUGGGCGGUGUGGGAAAGUCGACGCUUGCAACCAAAGUAUACAACGAUGCCGCCAUCCACAAGCAGUUCGAGCAGAGAGCUUGGGUCACUGUGUCCCAAAAUUUUAACCUAAAGGAGCUGUUAAAAACGCUGUUGCUACAGCUAAAGAAAGGCGAAAACAUGGAGAAUUAUCCGGUGGAACACUUGGAGCAAAAGGUGAACGAAUGCUUGAAGGGCAAACAAUAUUUUAUCGUGUUGGAUGAUGUGUGGCAACAACAAAGUUACGAGUGCAUCGUGAGAGCUUUCCCCGACGAAACAGAUAAAGCAAGUAGAUUGUUGAUAACAAGCCGUUAUCACAACAUUCCGAAUGCUGCUCGAUACGUUCAUGAGUUGAAAGGUCUAGAUCCCAAUCAAAGUUGGGAGUUAUUCUUGAAGACGGCUUUCGUUGAGAACAAAGAUGGAAAAUGUCCAAAAGAAUUGGAGGAUAUUGGAAGAAAAAUAGUGAACAAGUGUAAAGGCCUACCUUUAGCAAUCAGUGUAAUGGGAGGCCUGUUGUUGAACCAAGGACAAUCUGUAAGUGGUUGGGAAAGGGUGUGGAAAGGAAUGACAACUCAUUACGGAACACAAGAUCAUGAUAUGAAUGCCAUUUUGGAGUUGAGUUAUCGGGAUUUGCCUUCACAUCUGAAGUCCUGUUUCUUGUUUUUUAGUUUUUACAAGGAAGACGUCAAAAUAAAUGUGAAGACAUUGAUUCAUUUGUGGAUUGCUGAAGGUGUUGUUCCCCGAGGAGAAGGGGAAGAGACGAUGGAGGAGGUGGGAAUGAAUUAUUUGGAUGAGUUAAUAAAUAGGAAUAUGGUUCAAGUCUCCAUGGUGUCAGCUGACGGCCGUGUUAUUUCUUGUCAAAUGCACGAUCAUCUUCGUGAUCUAUCCAUUAGAAGAGCAAAUGAAGAGAUGAAUGUUGACAUUGUAAAUGAUGAGAAUAGUUUGGAGGAUCAACGCCCGGUUAAAGUUCGCCAUCUUGUGGCUUUUGGCAACAUUGAGAGGGUUGUAUCAUUGAGAACUCGGAACCCUCACCUUCGUUCACUUAUCUUUCAUUCAUCCACGCGUCAUUCUAUUAUUCCAUCUAGUGUAUGGAAGAGGCUCGGAGAGCGGCUUAAGGCACUUGAACUAAGAGAUUUUGAAGUGACAAAGCUUCAUAGUAGAAUUGGAAAGUUGAGUGGAUUGAAGUACCUUCAUUUAUCCUGCUUCGAAAUGCAAAAACUACCAAGAUCAUUAGGCCGCCUGAAGAACCUUCAAACACUUAGAAUUGAUAGAGGAAUGGAUCUUGAAGUCCCUAAUGUCAUAUGGAAAUUGGAUGGUCUUCGCCACCUUUAUAUGCUAAGGAAGAUCAUCUGCAAGGAGCCUUUGAGAUUGGACACACUGAAAAAUCUGCAAACAUUGGUUGGCGUUUCGACCAAGAAUAUUGUUGUUGACCAUCUAGCGAAAUUGGUGAAUCUACGAGAAUUGUCUCUGAUAGUGGGAGAAGAUGUUGAUAAAAUCUUCACCUUGUUGGCUACUUUGAAGAAACUUGAUGAUGUAGCUUUGGAUUGGUAUUGGAACGAUGAUCAAAGACAAAUUUAUUUGUUGAAUGAGAUUGUUAAUUUAUGCGCCGUAUCACAACUUUCAAUCUCCGGAAAGGUAGUAGAGUUGCCAAAUAGUUUCGCUCGCAAUAUUUCUCACUUGACUUUGUGGUAUAAUCAUCUCACUCAAGAUCCAAUGCCAAUGCUCGGGAGGUUACCGAAUUUAAUCUCCCUCAAUUUGCAUAAUAAUUCUUAUGUUGGCGAGAAAGUCGUAGUUUUGAAGUCUGCUUUCCCCAAGCUCAGAGUACUCCGUCUCCUCUAUCUGAGAAGGUUGAAAGAAAUAUACAUCGCGAAGGAGGGAGUGCCAAUGCCACAACUCAGAGAAUUAGAAGUCAAAUGCUGCCGACAUUUAGAGAUCAUUCCAAAGGAGGAAGAGAUGAUGAUAUUGAAGAGUCUCCAAAUGUUGAAGAUAUCGGAAACAAGCAAGAAAAUUGACAUCAAAUUCAAAGGCGACGACUACUCCAGUAUACUCUCAAAAAUACCUUAUGCAGUAGUAACGACUGAGUUCGUUUAAUGAUUAUUUUGUUAAUCAUCUGAUUUAAACAUUUAUUGAGUUUUUCAGACUACUCUACAUUACUUUUUGUGGUUAAUCAUUCUCCUCUUCAACCCCAAUUCCAAUCUAAUUCCA
Andrographis paniculata is the source of this 3044-nucleotide messenger RNA. Its product is annotated as probable disease resistance RPP8-like protein 2. The record is from RefSeq and is a predicted model, not a curated record. The transcript has 3 exons. Gene Ontology annotation, biological process: defense response to other organism. NCBI's taxonomy places the organism in Eukaryota, Viridiplantae, Streptophyta, Magnoliopsida, Lamiales, Acanthaceae. Gene Ontology annotation, molecular function: ADP binding. The coding region runs from base 243 to 2930 and encodes 895 amino acids.